AAAGAGAAACAGAGAGAGAAACAUGAUGAGAGUAUCAUUGAUCGGCUGCCUCCUGCAUACCCCCUACUGGGGAUCGAGCCCGCAAUCGGGCAUGUGCCCUUGGCCGGAAUCGAACCUGGGACCCUCAGUCCGCAGGCCCACGCUCUACCCACUGAGCCAAAUCGGCCAGGGCCUGGGGCUUGUUUUUUUAAAAAAUUAUUUUAUUGCUUAAAGUAUUACAAAGAGUAUAACAUAUGUCUCCUUUUGGGUCUUGGUUUUAAAGAUCUACCUGAAGCCAGGCUCCUCGGGGGAGCCCCACGCUCUGGGGGCGUCGGCACAGCGCACCGAUGCAGGCAGCGGACGCGCAGCCCACCGGCGCUCUAGGCUCCCGCCCAAACCCGCGCGCCUUGGUCCCCCAGGCCCGGCGCCAGACCCCCGGCCAGGCGGGGUUAUUGCGCAGUUGCUGGUGCCCACGGGGCCGAGAGGAACACCAAGGUCAGAGCGCGCGGCUGAGCCCGGGAGGGAGGCGCGGCCGGUGCCUUCGGCUGCAGCGCCGGGAGCCCGGGAGCCCGCCGGGAGCGGCGGUCUAUUCACUUCUCUCUUUGCUGCUUCUCAACAGCCGCCCUGAGGGCGCAGAGUCGCAGGGUCUCCCCGGCAGCUGCGCCCCGCGCCGGGCGGGGGAGCGGGGACAGGGACUCAUGCUCCUCCCGGUCCCCCAAGCCUUGGUCUCGGAGUCUCCCCACUUCUCUGCCGCCAACACCCCAUUCCUCGGCUCGUUGCCCUCCCCACUCCCUUCCGGCUCGCUGGCGCGUCCCCGUCCCUCUCCGUGGCCUCGGUUCCUUUCACCCUCUGCUCCUGCUUGUCGCAAUCGCUGUACAAAGGGCCGUGGGGCGGGGGCAAGGGGGGCCGUGGGGGGCGGACGAGGGGAGCCAGGCCCGAACUGGCUGCCUCUUCGGGGCCGUGGCCAAUCCGGAGAGCGCCCCCCCGCGCGGGAGGGCUCUGGGCAGCCGCCCGCCGCCGGGCGGAGCCGCGGGCAGAGCGGGGAACUGGCGGAGGGGACAGCCCCAUCGCCUGCCGCCGCCCGCCACCCGCCACCCGCCGGGGACGCUCCUGCCUCGCCAUGCCGCCGUGGGGCGCCGCCCUCGCCCUGCUCCUGGCCGCGAUCGCCCUGCUCGGCCUGCUGGCCCCCAGGCUGCGGCGCCUCGGGAGGCGCGCCGUCGGAGCCAGGACCCUGCCGGGGGCCGGGGGCCCGGACGACGAGGAGGAGGCGGACGGCGGAGGCCCGGCGGACCAGUUCGGCCACGGGCGCGAGCCGCUGCCCGGCGGGUGCAGGCUCAUCUGUAAGCCGUCGGCGCUGGCGCAGUGCCUGCUGCGCGCCUUGCGACGCUCGGCGGCGCUGGAGCCGGGCCCGCGCUCCUGGCUCUCGGGGCCCCACCUGCAGACCCUCCGCCACUUCGUGCUGCCGGCGGGCCCGGGGCCGGAGCUGGCCCGGGAGUACCUGCAGUUGGCCGACAACGGGCUGGUGGCCCUGGACUGGGUCGUGGGACCUUGCGCCCGGGGCCGUCGAGUCACCAACGCCGGGGGCCUGCCGGCGGUGCUGCUGGUGAUCCCCAAUGCGUGGGGGCGCCUCACCCGCAACGUGCUCGGCCUCUGCAUGCUCGCCCUGGAGCGCGGCUACUACCCUGUCAUCUUCCACCGCCGCGGCCACCACGGCUGCCCGCUGGUCAGCCCCCGGCUGCAGCCCUUCGGGGACCCUUCCGACCUCAAGGAGGCGGUCACUUACAUCCGCUUCCGACACCCCGCGGCCCCGCUGUUCGCGGUGAGCGAGGGCUCCGGGUCGGCGCUGCUGCUGUCCUACCUGGGCGAGUGUGGCUCCUCCAGCUACAUGACGGGGGCCGCCUGCAUCUCGCCGGUGCUGCGCUGCCGCGAGUGGUUCGAGGCCGGCCUGCCCUGGCCCUACGAGCGGGGCUUCCUGCUCCACCAGAAAAUCGUCCUCAGCAGGUACACCACGGCCCUGGAGGACACAGUGGACACCCACAAACUGUUCAGGAGCCGCUCCCUGCGAGAGUUUGAGGAGACCCUCUUCUGCCACACCAAGAGUUUCCCCAUCAGUUGGGACGCCUACUGGGACCACAACGACCCCCUCCGGGACGUGGACGAGGCCGCCGUACCUGUGCUGUGUAUCUGCAGCGCGGAUGACCCCGUGUGCGGGCCCCCGGACCACUUUCUGCCCACUGAACUCUUCCACAGCAACCCCUACUUCUUCCUCCUGCUCAGUCGCCAGGGCGGCCACUGUGGGUUCCUGCGCCAGGAGUCUCUGCCGGCGUGGAGCCACGAGGUUAUCUUGGAGUACUUCCGGGCCUUGACUGACUUCUUCCGAACAGAGGAGAGGAUAAAAGGGCUGAGCAAGCACCGCGGCUCAUUACUAGGGGGCCGGCGUCGCUGGGGAACCCUGCAGAAGCGAGAGGUCUCUCCCUCGUCCAGCCUGGAUGAGAUCUUUAGCUGGAAGCGAUCGUAUACCAGGUGAGACCCAGUCGGAGAGCACCCUAUCCUGCACGGGGAACAGAGGGCUGAGUGGGGCAAGCAGCUGUAGCUCUUUGCCACUGAUUCAGCCCUUUCUUCUUUUCUGGUCUGUGGAGAGAUAGAGCUCCCAGCUAGCUGCUACUUACUUGACCCUGAGCAGAGCUCCUGCCCGGGCUCUGCUGCACACAUUCCUGCUCAUCCUGGUCAGCAGCUGGGUAUUUCUGGUCAUUGUCUCCUGUCACCGACCACGUCAGCCAAACACUAGCACCAUUUAAACCCACGGACUCAGGAUAACAUGCUCUCUUGCCAGCAGUGACUACAAGAAGACGAGUUUCUGUGUCAUUGGGCAGCUCUGCCCACAUAAAUAAUCAGCUCUGUGACCCUGAUGCUCAAGCUGAAGCCACUUCUGUAGUGAGGACAGGAAGUUUGCGUCUCGGUCCCACUUCCCUCAUUUCAUUCUGCGGAUGUGGCACCCUGCUGACUUCAUGCACAUCAUGGACGUGGCCUCGAAGAGCCACGUGGCUGCAUCUGCCUUGAGUGAGAGAGAGAAAGGCGGCAGCGGCCCUCAGUGCAGUGCUGAGCUGGGGUCAGUAAGGCCAAAAGGGAGAGACGGCGAAUGCCUGUCUGGAAUACUAAGGCCCGUCUUCUGCAAGUUUUCAUUGGGAACGGAGCUGAUCUGAGGCUUCAGCCUAGGACCUCAAGCCUCACUGGACAGAUCCCAAGGAUGAUUUUAGGAACAGGAAGUCCUCGAAAACCGUCUACUAGACCAUGGCUCAAGAAGCCAGACUCUCAGGCACUUUAGCUGCUCCCUCUGGUACCAUUUCUGGGGAUUAUUACUCCAGAGAGCUCUGGCCAGAGCUGCUUUUCUCUUGGGACGUGGGCUUUCUCUAAGUGGUGAAAAGUAUAAACCUCGUAUCUUAGGUGUUGUCUUGGUUAGCUGCCCUCUUUUCUGACACUACUAGUAGCCUCUCCAUCUCCGGAACCUGGAGAAACAUCUGGGACCAGGGAAAACAAAACGUUCCAAGAUGUUGGCUAGAACUGACUCAGUAAUUUAUAAAUAUUUCACAUUACUAUGCGUUUUCUGCUCAAUUAUUCCAAAGGCCAUUCAUGUAGAUGAUGCAGAAAGAGCUUCUUCCUGGAUCUGUGUGGGGUGUUUGGUUUUAUGAGGAAUAAUGCUGAAGUGCAGUGUAAAGUAAGGUGUUGUACACAUUGACCCAGGUGUCCUGGUAUGGGUUAGACCAUUAAACAAUACAACAGGACAUCUGAUUUCAUGUGCUGCUAAGAGCUUUGUCCUGAAGUUUUAUUUUACUUCGUCAUUGAGAAAGAGGGCAUCUGUUUUGACUGGAAGCUUCAUCCUUGCCUCACAAACAGCAAAGCAAGUUUAAAGGGAAGAGAUAUUUACUGAAGCCAUGUCCUAAGACAAGGACUUCCUGGGGCCAUGAUUUCAGGUUUGGAUAAUCUUAAGCCUUAUUCUUCUAGAUCAAAGAAGAAGAGACUGAACUACCCAAGAAUCUAAACUGGAGUGCAGACAACAUUCAAUUGUCUAAGGCACAUUAGGCACAUUCUCCUGUCAUGAAAAAAAAUGACCCCCCUCCUUUCCCAUGUCUUGCUCCUCCGCACACUCCUCAUCUAAAGGUCUUUCACUGUUUCUGAGCAGGAGGAAUAACAAGGAACUGAAAUCUAAAGAAGCCGUUCACUGCUGGUUAACAGCCUCCGUGUGAGGCUUGGUGCAGAACUGCUGGCAUCAGCCCCCUACCCCCAACAUUAGGUACAGUGGGAACUUCAGUUAAUUAGAGGCCCACAGUCCCAUAUGCAGGACCCUAGGAUCACUCCAAACUGCAGAAUGGGAAGCCGCCCACUGGUUUUAAACACCCCUGUUUCUGGCUUAAAUGGCCUGCAAAGUCUAAAUCUGUAUUGCCAGGUACCCCAGAACUCUGGUUCUUUAAGAUAAUAGUUUUUUGAGAAGUCAUGGUUGGUGUCCCUUUCCUUUUAUAGGAAAGUCUGCAGGAAUAUUACAUAUAUUCAGAUAGACAGGACAGUUCUAGUCCAGGCUCCAUUAAUUCCCUUAGGUCCACAAUCCUAAUGACCUAAAGCAACAAUUUUUAACUUUUUCAUCUCACAGCACACAUAAAUUAUUAAAAUUCUUCAGCACACCAAAAAUAUAUUUUUGACGAUCUGAAAAAAUAGAUACGAUUUUGAUUUAUAAAAAUAACUAGAGAUUUUAUUAUCUAAUUUGUGUACGGAUGGGGUCCGGCCGGCUCGCCCCAAUCGGGGACAGUUGGGCCAGGCCAGCUGUGGGGAGGGUCCAUGGGCAUGUGGUGGGCCGAUUGAGGGCAGGGCUGGCAGGGGGAGAGGCCACCAGCCAGCCCCACCCCCUGGUUGAACUCCAGGUCGAGGGGACAAUUUGCAUAUUAGCCUUUUAUUAUAUAGAAUAAUAAUACUGAUUAUUUACCCUUUUUGCUCCAAAAUGACUUUUUAAAAAAUCAGGCGUCUAUACUUGUAUAUAAAGAUUUCUGGUACCAAGAAUUAACCAAUCAGAUGCAAACUUAUUAUGCAACAUAACCAACAAGAUGCAAUUCUAUUAUAUGACCUAUAUAUUCAUGGUUCAAGACACAACAUUCAUACCAGACAGCUGUUGUUGUGUUGGCUGUUGUCAUUUUUUAAUUUGACAGUUGAAGGGAAUAGAGGUCAGUGUCUCUGACUAAAGAGUUGAGUAUUGCACAUUUUAGAAAUUUCUUGCGGCACGCAGGUUGAAAAUCACUGACCUAAUCCCUUAAGUAUUUCUCCAUUUCCCUUGUGCCAGAUGUGCUCAUAGCCUAUCUCCAGAAGUUGCUUAUCUCUCAUCUUCCCUUCGCUGCUUGAUGACAAUCACUGCUUUUUAGCUCACUUUUGCCAAGAAAGUAUAGCUCCUGUUCAAACAGGUUUGGGUGACCCUGUCUUUCAGUCUCACGAUAAAGGAAUCACCCAAAUGGCUCUGCUUUGGUUAGUGACUAAUUAUAUGAAAUCGGCUUGCGGAACCCCAGAGACACUGUUCUGAGAGAGUGUGUGGCCCGUGAACAAAAUGACAACUUACGAGUUUGAGAAAGCAAGAAGCAAACAUUAACAAAACCAAACCCAAAGGACUGCUGAGUUGAAGUUUUCCAGGUAGCAAGGCUUUAGCCACCCUCGCAGGCCUCAUUCACUUGCCUGACACCCUUUUGGUCUUUUCACUAUUUAUGAACACCUUCAAGUGACGAGAAAGAAAAGCCCACUGAUGUAAAGGAGGAGUUAUCUCAGAAGUGGAGACUGAGUCCUGUCUCCACUCAUUGUUUCAAGAUGCAGGAAGCAGACAACUGUCUCUGAAGGUUUAAGUUCUAAGUUCAGCCAUCUGACACCGAAGACUGUGCUAAGCUAUAAUUUCUCUUAAAGACUUAGUAUUUUAUGUAUUUAUACAUAGGUUUCUGGGGUGGCUUGGCUGGAGUCAAAGGUAUGAAAAACAAAGCACAAAAUCCUCACUCUGAGAAGACACAAUUUCUGUUUUGAAUGAAGGUAUCCUUUCUAAGACUUGAGUAUUGUUAGAAAAGAGGCCUUGACACAGGAAGUGUUAUCUUGCCUUUAUAUAUAAAACCUCAAAACCACCCGGACACAGAAGCUCCUCUGUCCUCACCUUCCAUCCAGACCACAAGAUCCUUUGUGUCAGUCACUCUGAGUAAUGCCAAACUCUCUUGCUUUACAAAUGAACUUUAGCAUGAAUUCCUCUCCUUGCUUAAACAAGCAGACACACUUGGCCACUUUGGUAGGCCUUGGUAACAAUGCCAAUAGAAGUAUUUUUGUGAUUCUUCAGCCAAACCACAAAGGAUGGCAUCAGAAAUUGCAUUCACUAGUUACCACAAUUGGAAGAGAUGAGAUUGAGUUGUACCUAGAGAAUAUCCGAACGCUCGGAUAUGGGAUGAAUGCCUCAGGAAACAGUAAGUUCCACAUCAGAUGUGGGAUAGACAAACUAGACUGCCACUUGGCACACAUUAUGGAGGGGACACGUGCCAAGAAAUAAGGUGGCCCAAGUUACAUAUAAGCUCUCUUCUCAUCUGAGAGUCUGUGAGUUAAAAUAGUGCUCACAGUGGGUUGUAAAGACUUUUGGUUGCUUUAUGGGUUUGAGGAUCAGGAGAUCACAGACCUAGGAGUUGGGAGAUAACAAAGAUCUU
Molecule: messenger RNA, 6683 nt
Organism: Myotis daubentonii (Daubenton's bat)
Lineage: Eukaryota; Metazoa; Chordata; Mammalia; Chiroptera; Vespertilionidae
Gene: ABHD15
Product: abhydrolase domain containing 15
Biological process (GO): lipid metabolic process
Molecular function (GO): monoacylglycerol lipase activity; short-chain carboxylesterase activity
Source: RefSeq, a predicted model, not a curated record